This is a messenger RNA of Lactuca virosa, 1455 nucleotides long. NCBI's taxonomy places the organism in Eukaryota, Viridiplantae, Streptophyta, Magnoliopsida, Asterales, Asteraceae. The record is from the annotation of a GenBank genome assembly.
AUGGGAUCAGUAAGCAAGGAGAUACUGCACGACGUUCCCCCAUACAUAAGAGUCUACAAAGAUGGAACCAUAGAAAGACUCGUCGGCUUAGACGUUGUUCCUGCAUCUUUCGAUAUCGACACCGGUGUCACCUCCAAGGACGUCGUAAUCUCUCCAGAAACCGGUGUCUCCGCCAGGCUCUACCGUCCAACUCUCACCACCGCCUCAGAAAAACUCCCUCUCGUCAUCUACUUCCACGGUGGAGCAUUCUGCAUCGCAUCGCCCUUCUAUCCCAAGUACCACCAGUCACUUACCAACCUCGUUUCAGAAGCACGUGUCAUCGCCGUCUCCGUCGAUUACCGGCUCGCACCAGAGCACCCACUUCCGGCAGCCUUCGAUGACUCACACGCCGCUCUCCGGUGGGUCUCCUCCCAUGCUCCCGGUGGAACCGGGACGGAAGAAUGGAUAAAAGAAAACGUUGACUUCAACCGUAUCUUCCUCGCCGGCGACAGCGCCGGAGCAACCAUAGCUCACGACAUCGCCAUGCGAAUAGGAUCAAACCCAGACCCGACAAUUCCGAAACUUUCGGGUAUUAUUUUAAUAAACCCGUAUUUCUGGGGAAAAGAGCCAAUCGGGUCAGAGAAAGCGGAUCCUGUGAGGAAAGCUAUGGUGGACAAAUGGUGGGAGUUCGUAUGCCCAUCGGAUUCUCAACUCGGGUUAGACGACCCGUUAAUCAACCCACUGAUGGACGGAGCUCCGGAUAUGUCGGGUCUGGGUUGCGGGCGGGUGAUUGUAACCGUUUCUGAAAAUGAUAUAUUAAGAGACAGAGGGUGGGCGUAUUAUGAAACUCUGGUGAAGAGCAAAUGGGAAGGCAAAGUAGAGAUGAUGGAGAUCGAAGGUGAAGAUCAUGUAUUCCAUAUUUUUGACCCUAAUGGUGAAAAAGCCGUAAAUAUGAUGAAAAGAGAACACCGGAAAGUCGGAACACUACCGCCGGAAAAGAUAAACGUCACCACCGGAAAUGAUGAACGUCACCACCACGACGACGGGUCAACACAUCUAGCCUAUACGACCACCGCAACUCAACACCACCACCACCGUCUCCUUGAAAACCUCAUAUCUGAAAAGUAUAAUCGGAAACCACCGCCACUGCUACCAUUUCUGUGGGAAACCAACGAAACCACCGUCGAUAUAGAUCUAUGUCGUCCUUCAUCUCCACCAGAACACCGGAAAGUCGGAACACUACCGCCGGAAAAGAUAAACGUCACCACCGGAAAUGAUGAACGUCACCACCACGACGACGGGUCAACACAUCUAGCCUAUACGACCACCGCAACUCAACACCACCACCACCGUCUCCUUGAAAACCUCAUAUCUGAAAAGUAUAAUCGGAAACCACCGCCACUGCUACCAUUUCUGUGGGAAACCAACGAAACCACCGUCGAUAUAGAUCUAUGUCGUCCUUCAUCUCCACCGUAG